Molecule: messenger RNA, 1425 nt
Organism: Fusarium falciforme
Lineage: Eukaryota; Fungi; Ascomycota; Sordariomycetes; Hypocreales; Nectriaceae
Product: DAO domain-containing protein
Exons: 2
Coding region: 1-1425 (474 amino acids)
Molecular function (GO): sarcosine oxidase activity; flavin adenine dinucleotide binding
Source: RefSeq, a predicted model, not a curated record
AUGUCACCUUUGAGAAAAGACGAUCCAAUCGUCAUUGUUGGCGCAGGAAUCUUCGGUCUGAGCACCGCCCUACACCUUGGCAGGCGUGGCUACGACCAGGUAACGGUUCUCGAUAAGCAAGAUUAUGAUCAAGGGCUCUACUCGUAUGCAAAGGGUUGUGACGCUGCAUCAGCAGCUUAUGGAACUCAGACUGAGUACCAAGAACUCUCGAUUGAGGCCAUCCAGUUGUGGAACCAAUGGAAUCUUGAUUUGGCCAACGGGGAGGUGCCGCCUGGCAUGAGCCCAUCCGACAAAGUCUUUUUCAAUAACGGAGCUAUUUCCUUCAACGAGGGAGACGUCCUACCCCCGUUUGAACAGGCUACGAUCGAAGGUGCAAAGAAGCUGGGGCUUGCAACACCGCUCAUCACCAAUAACCCCCACGAUAUCGAGGCCGCGAGGCAAUUGGGCUUCGACACUGACCAAUUCAGGUCCAAGGCUCGUGGGAAAGCCAUGGUAGGCAUUCUUGAUACGAGUGGCGGCCAUGUUGCAGCCGACAAGGCUUGUCGUCUUGCUCUCCACAAGGCAAGGCGCCUUGGAGUCAAGUUCAUCUUUGGUGCUCAAUCGGGGACCUUCGAAUCUCUCAUCCGGAAGGGUGGCAGAGUUAUCGGUGUUCGAACCAAGGACAAUCAAGUUCAUGAUGCAAAGCUUACCAUCAUGGCUUGUGGAGCCUAUACGCCGGUCCUUGUCCCCGAGCUUGAUGGGCUGUGCGAAGCCACAGCAGGUUCCGUGGCCGUUUUCAAGAUUCCAAAGACAUCUCCACUGUUUGAGCGACUCUCAUCAAGCAACUUCCCUAUCUGGAUGUACAAGAUGAGAGAUGGUGCCAAAGGGGGCCUUUACGGCUUCGCCCUUGACUCCGAGGGCCACUUCAAGAUCGGAUACCGUGGCACCAAGUACACCAACCCCCAGAUCCAGCCAGAUGGAAAGGAGCGCAGCGUCCCCGUAACGAGAUGGACUGACGGGCAAAAGCUCACUCAGAUUCCGAAACAAGCCAUGGAUACCAUCGCCUCCUUUGUCUCGGAGCAUAUCCCAGAAGUCUUCGAGGAAGUUGGCGAUGUUGCUUUCACAAGAGCAUGUUGGUAUACUGAUACCUUUGAUAACCACUUCGUCAUUGACCGUGUACCGGAUCAGCCAGGCCUCAUGGUUGUCACAGGAGGUAGCGGCCAUGCCUUCAAGUUUCUACCGAAUAUCGGGGACUGGGUGGUGGACAUUAUAGAGGAGGUGAAAACUCAUCGUCCAGCUAUCAAGGCAUGGAGGUGGAGGAGCCAAGGAGAUAGAGAGCCGAUCAAUGUUCUUAUGGAAGGGAGGAAGGGGCCGAGGGCUUUGCAAAACGUGGUCCUGACAGGUUCCAUUCAUGGGCCAACCUCAAAGAGGCCCUCGAUGCUAUAG